Messenger RNA from Gadus chalcogrammus (walleye pollock), 2446 nucleotides. RefSeq names its product transmembrane protein 51b (gene tmem51b). The coding region runs from base 478 to 1323 and encodes 281 amino acids. The transcript has 4 exons. The record is from RefSeq and is a predicted model, not a curated record. NCBI's taxonomy places the organism in Eukaryota, Metazoa, Chordata, Actinopteri, Gadiformes, Gadidae.
UACAGUAAGAUUCAUAAUUCAUAAAUCAUAAUCCUUGGCCUUCAAAUAUUCUGAACAAUGUCUAUUAAUUUAACUUAUGGGUUUCUGAAUGCCUAAAUCGUUGUUGUUUUUAUGCCUAUGCUAUGCUACCUGAUAUUUUUGUUUGAAGAUGGUAUGUGACUGCCGGGCACUAGGACCGAGCGGUGAACCGGCACUCUGCUUUACAACCGCGGGGGGAGGUAUCUGUGAAGAAUUUGGACAAAGUUCCUGUCUAUGCGUUUCCUUGCGGUGUAUAUCUUGCGGUAUAUUGGAAAUUGUAGUGAUCCGUUUAACUUAAACUCGAAAGUAAAAGUUAAAUUAAGUGGAGUCAUUUGUCGUUGUGAGUUUCGUUGUAUUGUCUGUGUGUGAUCUUUCUGAAAACACCUGCGUGAUUCAGGUGAGCCCAUCGAUGAAGAGGGAAGUCCUUUUUGGGCGUUAGAAAGUCUUCUCCCUGCAGGGAUGUGUUCCAGUCGGGGUCUGUGCGGGGCCAGGGACCGCCCCCGCUCGUCCAGGUCCGGGAGCAGCGGCUCGGGCGGUCAUUAUGCGCUGUGUGCCCUGGGGGUCGGCCUCAUAGCCCUGGGCAUUGUGAUGAUUGUGUGGACGGUGAUCCCCAAGGACGCGGAGGCGUCGGGCGGCAACGCGUCGGGCAACUCCAGCAGGCCGCUGACGACCAACGAAGAGGAGGAGGCCGAGGACGCCGAUUCGGACAACACAAAGACCUCGUCGGUGGCCUUUGUGCUGGUGGGGGCGGGGCUGAUCAUGCUGCUGCUGUCCAUUUGUCUGGGGCUGAGGAGCAAGAGUCAGCCGGCGGAGAGCACUGGCCAGCGAGCGGCGGGGGUGGUCGGGGGAGCAGCCUAUCAGGGCGCAGCGUCGGGAGAGCAGCCGGAAGAGCAAGCGGUGGCCUACGACGUGCCCUCCUACGACGAGGUGGUGGGCAGCGACACCUACCCCGUACGCAACAGCAACCUGCGCAACAGCAUGGCCCGCCUGCCCUCCUACGAGGACAUCCUCGCCGCCGUGGAGAACGAGGGCGGGGCGGAGCCCGACGGCCACGCCCCGUCGGAGGGUCCCGCCUCCGACCCCACCAAGGACUCCGGCCCGGCAGCGGGCGCCAACCCCCCGGCCCGCAGCAGCAGCCGGGCCAGCCGCAUCCUGGCGCCGCUCCGGGUGCGCCGCAUCAAGUCGGACAAGCUGCACCUGAAGGCGUUCCGCCUGCACAUCCGCAGCCCCACGCACAACGCCGUGACCAUCGAGCCCAUCACGCCGCCCCCGCAGUACGACGACAAGCCGCCCGACCUGGGGUAGAGCCGCCGCCACUCUUGAAGAGCUGUCCGGUUUUCCGGUUUUUAUCAUUGUUCUGGUGGCUGUGACGUAACGCCGGACGGCUGGUGGGCCGACCGGCUGGCUCCGUCAUGGAGUCUUGGUAGGUACCUACCAAGCAGCCAGGAGUUCAAGCCCUCACGGUGAAACACGAGGAGGGUUUUCAGCUUGAUCUGGUCGUGGUUUUGUGUGUUGUAAACAUUGGUGUGAGUGUGUUUGUGAUGGAGCUUCUCGAUCUGAUGGUGUUGUUCGGUGUGAAAGGACAAUUGGCUUAUUGUUUAUAUUUAUCUUGGGGUUAAAUGCAUUUCGUAAAAUAUUGUAUAACGUGUGUUUGCUUGAGAUUAAAAGCUUUCAUUGUAAUUUACAAUAAGGAAUAUGAAUGUGGAUGAUUAUUUUUGCUGUGUAGUGUGUAAUUGUGGACCGUUUUCUAAAUGGGGAUAACAAAAGCCUUAUGUUUUGUUCAACCUCCUCCCGUUAUCUUUGUUUUAAUUGCAUAAAUGGAUAAUAACACUAUGGUUGGUGCAGGACUUAAAUUAUAGCUUUGUUUUUCUAUUAUCAUUGAGAUGUACAAUGUCAUUUGUUUCUUGGAGCAAGAACCGCAAUUGACGUGUGAUGGAUGUUUGAUAUGCCUUUUAUUAUUAUUAAGUAUUGUUAAUAAAUGUUAAAUUGGCAUUUUAGUUUUUCAGUGACAUUAUUAGGGAUAGGGUGAUAUUAUCCCUUUUAUUGUUUACAGAACAUUUAUAAUACAAAAUAAUGUGAAGCAUUAGUUCAUUCAUUGUGGCCGUUCCUACAACACUUUUGUGAAGCGUUAUGCUUAUGGUAAGAUAAUUAACUGUUAUAUUUGUUACUACACAUUUUAGCAGCAUGGAUUUUCUUUAUUCGUUUUGGCGCCCUCUAGUGGUAGCUGAGUGCGACGAGAUUUUUGUACAGUGUACAGCAAAAGGUUCCAAAUUAAACUAAAUUUGAUAUAUAUAUAAUCUAGUAUGCAUAAAAUGUGCCGUUACAGCUCGGAAAAUAAUGUAAUCAAGCAUGUCUAUCAUGCUGUUUCUGUUUUGUGAUCAUCAAUCAAGAACAUUUGUGUAGCGAAAAUAAAGUAUAGCGCUAGAAU